This is a messenger RNA of Gregarina niphandrodes, 1152 nucleotides long. RefSeq lists its product as hypothetical. The record is from RefSeq and is a predicted model, not a curated record. Gene Ontology annotation, cellular component: nucleus; cytosol. Lineage: Eukaryota; Apicomplexa; Conoidasida; Eugregarinorida; Gregarinidae. The coding region runs from base 1 to 1152 and encodes 383 amino acids. Gene Ontology annotation, biological process: protein folding. The transcript has a single exon.
AUGCUCGACCCACGACACCGCGUGGCGCCUUACGAGAUGCGCGAGGUGCGUCCUGAGGGCGUCAUUUUACGUUUCGCCGGCCAGUUCCCGGCAGAGAAGCUGGUCGACGAGAACAAGAAGCCGGUGCUCAUCGAUGGCAGCGACUUGCUCGUCUUCGCUGAGGGCAUGGAGUUCCACAACGUCGCCGAACGCACCAUCACGCUCCCCACUCCCGGCGUGAACGUAAACGCCAUUGAGUUCGACGUCGUCAACUACCGCACCGUAUACGCGUCUGCGGCUGAGGCGGCGGCCGCCUCGCACACGACCUACCGUGUGGUAAGUAGGCAGCGCCUGGAAAUGAACGCAGACGUCAAAAAGGCGAUCGCGGAAGACGUGAAGAAAUGUCGGUUGCGCGUCCGGGUGGCCUUGGACGUACACGGGUUGGUCUCGGUCGGGGGCGUGUUCGAACACGAAGUUGUGACGGAGGAAGAGUUUGUGGAGCGGUUCCCGAAAAAGGAUGAGAAGGGCGACAUUGUGGAGGGCGAGUUCGAGGAAGUCAAGUCGAAGCGGCCGAAGGUCAUCGUACGGAAGCACGUAGUCCUGGCCGCAGCCGUUCCCGGAGUGGGAUUCGCUCGCGCAGACGAGAAGAGCAAGCUGUUGCAGCGCGAGGUGGAGGAGUGCAAGCGCGACCAUGAAACUCAGGCAGCACGUGCAAUGCGUAAUGACAUCCUUUCCAUGUCCUUCCAGAUGCGCAACGCGCUCCAAUGCGAUUCCAAGUACUUCCCUUUCGUCACCGAUGCCGACCGCACAGUCAUCCAAACCGAGUCAGACCUCUGCGAACAGUUCGCUGAAGAUAACGACGGACUCUCCGUCGCCGAGUACCAACCUUAUGUAGACCGCCUCAACAAGGUCUGGACCCCCGUCGAAACACGCUACCAGGAAUGGUUUCGAAAAGAAGAGGAGGCCCGCAAGCAAGAGGAAGAGGCUCGCCGCCAUGCUGAAGAAGCUGCGCGAGUGGCUGAAGUUGAGCGUAAAAAAGCUGAGCAAGCGGCUCUUCAGGCUGCUGCUCAGGAUCACCCGGCCGAUGGCAUAACCGCGCAAGACCUACCCAUGGACGACGGCAGAGACAACGUCACCAUCACCCCGGACAUGAAAACCGAAAACCAAGGCUGA